Molecule: messenger RNA, 1656 nt
Organism: Merops nubicus (carmine bee-eater)
Lineage: Eukaryota; Metazoa; Chordata; Aves; Coraciiformes; Meropidae
Gene: HACL1
Product: 2-hydroxyacyl-CoA lyase 1
Exons: 16
Biological process (GO): fatty acid alpha-oxidation
Cellular component (GO): peroxisome
Molecular function (GO): magnesium ion binding; catalytic activity; thiamine pyrophosphate binding
Source: RefSeq, a predicted model, not a curated record
CAUAUUGAAUACAUGUUUGGUGUUGUUGGUAUUCCAGUCACUGAAAUCGCAAUUGCAGCCCAAGCAGCUGGAAUAAAAUAUGUAGGAAUGAGAAAUGAACAAUCCGCUUGUUAUGCUGCAUCUGCUGUUGGAUAUUUGACUGGCAGACCAGGAGUAUGUCUUGUAGUGUCCGGCCCAGGCUUUUUGCAUGCCCUUGGUGGGAUGGCAAAUGCAACCAUAAACUGCUGGCCUUUGAUUGUUAUUGGAGGCUCUUCUGACAGAAACCAGGAAACCAUGGGAGCUUUCCAAGAAUUCCCACAGGUUGAAGCUGGUAGGCUGUACAACAAACUGUCUGUCCGGCCAAGCAGCCUAGAAGUGUGUCCUGCUGUUAUUGAAAAGGCUGUAAGAACCAGUAUGUAUGGUCGUCCAGGUUCCUGCUAUAUUGACAUACCUGGGGAUUUUGUGAAUCUUCAGGUGAAUAAGAGCUCUGUCAAGUGCCUGGGAUGCUGCCUGCCACCUCCCAUCUGCACAGCUGAACACUCUGCUGUAUCUGCAGCAGUGUCUAUCAUCGCUCGUUCCAGACAGCCCCUGCUAAUCAUUGGCAAAGGUGCUGCUUAUUCACAUGCUGAAAACAACAUCAGAAAGCUGGUGGACCUUUGUGGAUUGCCUUUUUUGCCUACACCAAUGGCAAAAGGAGUAGUUCCUGAUAACCAUCCAAAUUGUGUAGCUGCAGCAAGAUCAAUGGCAUUACAGCAUGCUGAUGUAAUCAUCUUGCUUGGUGCAAGGUUGAAUUGGAUUUUGCAUUUUGGUCUUCCACCUAGGUUUCGACAAGAUGUAAAGGUUAUUCAGGUUGAUAUUUGUGCAGAAGAGCUGGGGAAUAAUGUGAGGCCAGCUGCAACUUUAUUAGGUGACAUAAAUGCUGUGACUAAGCAGCUUUUAGAAGAAUUCAGCAAAAGACCAUUGAAAUAUCCUUCUAAUUCUGAGUGGUGGAAGAGGCUGAGAGAGAAAAUAAGGAACAAUGAGGAAAGAUCAAAGGGAUUAGCAUUACAGGAAUCCUUACCUAUGAAUUAUUACACAGUCUUUCAUCACAUCAGAGAACUGAUACCCAAGGACUGCAUCUUAGUAAGUGAGGGAGCAAACACCAUGGACAUUGGGCGCACUAUGCUUCCAAAUUACCAUCCCCGUCAAAGGCUUGAUGCAGGUACUUUUGGAACGAUGGGAGUCGGGCUGGGAUUUGCUGUAGCAGCAGCAAUGGUGGCUCAAGACCGAACCCCUGAAAAGAGAGUCAUCUGCAUAGAAGGAGAUAGUGCUUUUGGAUUUUCUGGGAUGGAGGUGGAGACUAUUUGCAGAUACAACUUGCCAAUCCUGAUUAUUAUCGUAAACAACAAUGGGAUUUACACUGGUUUGGAUGCAGUUGCCUGGAAGGAGAUGUUAAAGUUUGGGGAACCUGCUACAUGUGCACCUCCUGUUUCUCUCCUGCCAAAUUCACACUAUGAGGAAAUUAUGUCUGCCUUUGGAGGAAAAGGAUAUUUUGUUAAAACGCCAGAAGAACUGCAGAAUGCUCUGAAAGCAAGCCUGACUGACAAGCAGACACCUUCUCUGAUAAAUGUGAUGAUUGAUCCACAGUCUGAGAGAAAGAAACAGGAAUUUCCAUGGCUGACUCGUUCUAACCUGUAG